UAUCAUCGUCCUCACCAGAAUCUUCUCUGACUCAUCACAUUUCAUUCAAUUCCCUAGAGAAAAAAAUGUCGGCAGAGGCAGAGAACAUCCCCACUAACGUAGCCUCAGGAGAUGCAGAGGCGGCGGUGACGGCAAAGGGCGCUAAAGCGAAGAAGACGAAGGAAGUUAAACCUAAGAAGAAGCCUGCAGAGAAGAAGGCUACGAAGAAGAAAGCUUCUUCUUCUCCUCCAUCUCACCCUAAAUACGAAGAGAUGAUUAAAGAUGCGAUCACGACGUUGAAGGAGAGGACUGGAUCUAGUCAAUACGCGAUUCAGAAGUUCAUCGAGGAGAAGGAGAAGUCUCUUCCUCCUACCUUCAGGAAGCUUCUGCUCGUUAACCUCAAGAGGCUCGUCGCUGCUGAGAAGUUGGUUAAGGUCAAAGGAUCUUUCAAGCUACCCUCUGCUAAAUCCGCACCUAAACCGGCGGCGGUUAAGAAGAAACCAGCAGCUGUAGCUAAACCGAAGGCUAAAGUUGCGGCGAAGGCACCGGUUAAAGCCAAACCGGCAGCUAAAGUAGCUAAGAAGCCUGCUGCUGCAGCUGCAAAGCCAAAGGCUGCUAAGCCUAAAGCAAAGACAAAGACAAAGACUGUUGCUGCUGUGUCAAAGACCAAAGCUGUUGCGGUUAAGCCUAAGGCUAAGGAGAGACCUACGAAAGCGGCGAGGACUUCGAGUAGAACGUCUCCAGGGAAGAAAGCUGCUCCUGCUAAGAAAACGGCGGCUGCGACUAAGAAGGUGGCUCCGGUUAAGAGCGUGAAGCCGAAGACUGUGAAGUCUCCGGCGAAAAGGGCUUCAACGAGGAAGGUGAAGAAGUAGCUUCUCUAGGAUAUGGUGGUGGUUAGCUUCUUUAGGGUAGUCUUGUAUAAUUGAAUCAUCCUUGAAGGGGCUUGCUUUCCUUAGUUUUUUUUUUUUUUUUGGUUUCUUCUUGAAACCUUGUUCUUGUAAUUCUUUGGUUUGUCUGAAAUGAUGCUUUUUAAUCAAUAGCUAAAUCUUCA
This is a messenger RNA of Brassica oleracea var. oleracea, 1030 nucleotides long. Its product is annotated as histone H1.2-like. Gene Ontology annotation, biological process: nucleosome assembly; negative regulation of DNA recombination; chromosome condensation. Gene Ontology annotation, cellular component: nucleosome; nucleus. Lineage: Eukaryota; Viridiplantae; Streptophyta; Magnoliopsida; Brassicales; Brassicaceae. Gene Ontology annotation, molecular function: structural constituent of chromatin; double-stranded DNA binding; nucleosomal DNA binding. The coding region runs from base 66 to 851 and encodes 261 amino acids. The record is from RefSeq and is a predicted model, not a curated record. The transcript is spliced from 2 exons.